Molecule: messenger RNA, 1137 nt
Organism: Aureobasidium pullulans EXF-150
Lineage: Eukaryota; Fungi; Ascomycota; Dothideomycetes; Dothideales; Saccotheciaceae
Product: NmrA-domain-containing protein
Exons: 2
Coding region: 1-1137 (378 amino acids)
Source: RefSeq, a predicted model, not a curated record
AUGCCAUUGAUGAUGCCUACGAAGACCGUAGUUACAAUCAACUCGACUGGCCGUCAGACGGCCUCCUUUGUCCGUGUCGCCUCUGCUGUGGGCUGGCGCGUUAGAGCCCAGGUCCGAACUUGCGAUGGUUUGGUCGCCGAGGAACUUGCCGCUCUACCCAAUGUCGAAAUCGUUGAAGGAGAUUUGUGCCAACCAAAGGCCGAUUUGAUCCCCUUCUUAAAUCACCUUUUCGAAGGUGCUAAACUCGCCUUCAUCAACACUACUCAUUGGGGUGAUGAGGUCGCUAUCGGCAAAGCUUGCGCGGACGCCGCCAAAAGGGCGGGUGUAACUCAUUACAUCUACUCAUCCAUGCCAGAUCAUUCUGUCUACAACCCGGACUGGAGACCGCUCCCCUUGUGGUCGCAGAAAUUUACGAUAGAAAACUAUGUUCGCCAGCUUGGAAUCCCGGCUACCUUUACCUACACUGGAAUCUACAACAACAACUUCACAUCACUACCCUACCCGCUCUUCCGCAUGGAACUCCAAGAAGACGGCAGCUUCGUCUGGCAGGCUCCUUUCCACCCUCACGACCCAUUGCCUUGGCUAGACGCCGAGCAUGAUGUCGGCCCAGCCCUCUUGCAAAUAUUCAAGAUGGGUCCAAAUGCCUGGAAAGGCCAAAGGGUCACACUUGCUUUUGAACGCCUUAGUCCAAUUCAGGCUUGUGUCAAGUUUUCGCGCGGCGUAGGUAGACCCGUCAAGUACAUCCACGGACCGAUAGACAUCGAAGUCUCCAUUCCUAGCGGCUACCGGGAACACUUGGAAUCGCUUCAGGAAACUCUCGGCGAGAAAAGAGCCCCCUACUUCGGUCCCCUCGAAUAUCCUCAAGAAGCCAGAAGUCUUUGGGAAGGCUACCGUUCACUGGAAGAAUACGCUCGCGAAGUUUUCCCGGACGAAGAAGCUGCCAAUGGAUUGACUUGGAUGGACGACGACAAAGAAUUCCCCGAAUACGCCGAGAGCAAUGAAGACCCUGAUGAGGAUAGAGACGAAAGCAGUGUCUCCAGCACCACUAAUAUCACGCCCUCGUGGACACCUGGUAUGCGAACGCCAUUCAACCACCCAGAAGCCGAUGCCCACAACUUCUUCGUAGGAAGCUGUUGA